AAGCAUACUCUUUGACUACUUAGCGCAAGGCACUAAAGAGCGACUGACCGCACCCAUGAUAAAGUGCGUCAUUGCUCUAGGAAGAAGGGCGCUUAUAGAGUGCCUGGACGACCAUCUGCAACACUUAGAUGAGUGGAUGCAUACACCCAGGAGGAAUCAUCUGCUGCCUGACCUUAGGGAGACUAUACUCGACGCAUCGACGUGCCUGCUCAGAUCUGAGCCCACCACGUACCUAGAAGACUACGUGUCCACCGACUACGCGCUUUAUGAAAUGCUCGGCGACUCCAUCUUACCGCGGCGGACUCUGUUCCCUUUACAAAAACCAGACACAGACGAAGACGACGAAAUAGAAAAGACAUCUGUGGAAGACAUGCCAUACAUUCCGGUGCGGCCCGUCAUCCCCCGACCUAAAGUGCGGUUCAUCCCCACUCUACCCCGCCUCAGGAACUGUCUCCAUAGAGACCUAGUAUUCGAACCCACACGCUUCGACCCAUCACAAUGCAUCAGGAUCAAAAUCAAAAACUGCAGGUCCCUGGAAGUCGCAAGCAGGAUACAAAAUAUACACACAAACUCAUACAUCACGCCCCGAAGCAAUGGAGCGGUGGCGGCCAGCGGUCUCCUAAACAGAUUUAGGUUCAGAUUAAAGGAUCCCAACGACGCCUUUCCUUUAUUAGGAGCUUUAAUUAUUUAGUGUAUUUUAAGCGAAAUAUAAAUUAUUUUUUCCAA
This is a messenger RNA of Ostrinia furnacalis (Asian corn borer), 726 nucleotides long. RefSeq lists its product as uncharacterized. NCBI's taxonomy places the organism in Eukaryota, Metazoa, Arthropoda, Insecta, Lepidoptera, Crambidae. The transcript has 3 exons. Bases 56 to 691 code for a protein of 211 amino acids. The record is from RefSeq and is a predicted model, not a curated record.